AGCUGUGAGCCACUGUGACUGGUUGUCCACCUGUUUCUGAUGACAACAGAAACCUUCACCUUCCAAAAACCAUCCCCAGGACAAGCUUCCAUGCAGACAUCACACUACGAGGUCACCUGGUACGCCUCUUGGAGCCCUUGCCCAGAGUGUGCAGCCCUCUGAGGGGCUGACCUGCCCCCCACCCUCUGGAAACUGGGAGGUUGGAAGAGGGGACACCUGUAACAGAGCCAGCAUACAGCCGGGGACUCAAGGCACAUCUAAGCCUUCAUUUCUGCUGUGCGGAUUCCACACUUCCUUCACCCCCAGAAUCUCAAAACCUCCCCUCACUCAACAGGGAGGUGCUGCUCCAAGCUCUGGACAGACAUUAGGGCUGGGGAGGAGGUGGUGGAGAGGGGACUCCAGCCUGUCCAUCCACCAGGUGAGGGGACACCUGCCUCUCUCUCAGCCUGGUCUGGACCCGCCUCCUGGGCUCUGGCUGCAAUGCCUUUCUCUUUUCCUUGGCAAUUCCCUUCGGUCCUGCCCAAGACAGAUAAAGACAGAGCAACCUGUUUUUAUGAGAGGUUCCUCUGCCAGGGGGAAGGCCCCGGGGAAAACCAGAAGGACGGCCAGAGCCAGAGAAAGAUAAAGCACCCCAGGGCCUCCCACACCGGUGCCUGAGCAGGAACCGAGAGGGGCCAUGACUCAUGAGGCCCUGUGAGGUCACUUUCAGGAGGGGUGCUCAGCUGUAAGACACUACAAGCAGGAAGUGAAACCACAGCGCUUCAGAAAACGAGCGGGACUGGGACCCACCUAACAAAGAGGCUGAGCAUGAAUUCGCCGAUCAGAAAUCCCAUGAAGUGCAUGUAUCAACACACAUUCUAUGAGAACUUUGAAAAUAAACCCGACCUCUCUGGUAAGAAGUACACUUGGCUGUGCUACGAAGUGAAGAUAAAGAAGGACACCUCAAAACUCCCUUGGAACACAGGAGUCUUUCGAGGCCAGGUCAAUUUCAACCCUGAGCACCAUGCAGAAAUGUACUUCCUCUCUUGGUUCCGUGGCAAACUGCUGCCUGCUUGCAAACGCUCCCAGAUCACUUGGUUUGUAUCCUGGAACCCCUGCCUGUACUGUGUGGCAAAGGUGGCCGAGUUCCUGGCUGAGCACCCCAACGUCACCCUGACCGUCUCCACUGCCCGCCUCUACUGCUACUGGAAAAAAGAUUGGCGGAGGGCACUUCGAAAGCUAUGUCAGACAGGGGCCCGUGUGAAGAUCAUGGACUACGAAGAAUUUGAAUACUGCUGGGAAAACUUUGUAUAUAAAGAAUAUAAGCCAUCCAUGUGUUGGGACAAAGACAAUUACGGAUUCCUGCGCCGCAAGCUACAGGAGAUUCUCAGACACCCGAUGAAUGCUAUGUAUCCAGGCAUAUUCUACUUCCACUUUAGAAACCUACGGAAAGCCUACGGUCGGAAUGAAACCUGGCUGUGCUUCACAGUGGAAGGUAUAAUGAAUGGCUCAAUUGUCUCUGGGAAGAGCGGCGUCUUCCGAAACCAGGUGGGUUCUGAUCCCUCCUGUCAUGCAGAAAUGUGCUUCCUCUCAUGGUUCCGCCACAACAUGCUGUCUCCUAACAAGGACUACGAGGUCACCUGGUACGCCUCUUGGAGCCCUUGCCCAAAGUGUGCAGGGCCGGUGGCCGAGUUCCUGGCCAGGCACAGGAACGUGAGGCUCACCAUCUUCACUGCCCGCCUCUACUACUUCUGGAAUCCAGAUUACCAGCAGGGGCUCCGCAGGCUGAGUCAGGAAGGGGCCUCCGUGCUGAUCAUGGACUAUGAAGAUUUUGAAUAUUGUUGGGAUAACUUUGUGUACAAUGACGGUCAGACGUUCAAGCCUUGGAACAUACUACAAGACAACUCUCUAUCCUUGCACAUCACGCUGCAGGAGAUUCUCCAGUGAAGGGUCUCCCCGGGCCUCCCGGUCUGGCUGCUCUAGCCUCCUGCUCUUCCUGCGAGGGCCUCCAACCCAUCCUGGACCAGCUUUGCUUUUGCCGGAUCAUCCUGAGCUCCUCCUGCCCUCAGGCCCAUUCCACACUGCUCCCCUGCCUCACCGCCUCCUCCCGGCUCUCCCGGGCUCCUCCUGCAGAGGCCCCUUUCUGUCUCCAUAGCUAUCUCCAUCCACCCGCUUAGAACCCAUUCCCCAGCCUGGCACCCCUAACCUGGCUCUUGCCAUCUCCCCAGCAAAACCAAAUCUUAUUAAAGUCAACACAGUUUGGGUGCGGUGGCUCAUGUCUGUCAUCCCAGCACCUUGGGAGGCC
Messenger RNA from Saimiri boliviensis boliviensis (Bolivian squirrel monkey), 2284 nucleotides. RefSeq names its product DNA dC->dU-editing enzyme APOBEC-3F. The record is from RefSeq and is a predicted model, not a curated record. Lineage: Eukaryota; Metazoa; Chordata; Mammalia; Primates; Cebidae. Gene Ontology annotation, molecular function: zinc ion binding; RNA binding; cytidine deaminase activity. Gene Ontology annotation, biological process: defense response to virus; cytidine to uridine editing; negative regulation of single stranded viral RNA replication via double stranded DNA intermediate. Gene Ontology annotation, cellular component: nucleus; cytoplasm; P-body.